CCGCCCGAGCCCCGGCCCCCGCCUCCCCUCGAGGCGGACUUGCCCGCUCCCAGGCCGGCCCCGUUCCUGGGACAGGGACCGGGCCGAGCGGAGCCGCUGCGCCAGUGCUGCCCCGCCAGCCCGGGCGCCUAGCGGAUCGGAGCUGCGCGCGGAUCUACCUCGCCCCGCCCCGCUCCACCCGUGAGGGUGGCCCGAGGCAGCCGGGAUGACACUUCUCCUCAGGAACCCUGCUAUCUGCUGAGAAACAUGACCAGCAAGUCCCGCUGGAAGUUUCUGGCCAUGCUGGCUCUGGUCCUUGUCGUGGUCAUGGUGUGGUACUCCAUCUCCCGAGAAGAUAAGUACUUUGAACUCUUUUAUUUCCCCAUCUCGGAGAAGAAAGAGCCGUGCUUCCAGGGUGAGGCAGAGAGGCAGGCCUCUAAGAUUUUUGGCAACCGUUCUAGGGAACAGCCCAUCUUCCUGCAGCUGAAGGAUUAUUUCUGGGUGAAGACACCAUCUGCCUAUGAAUUGCCCUUUGGUACCAAAGGAAGUGAAGACCUUCUUCUCCGGGUGUUGGCCAUUACUAGCUAUGCCAUACCUGACAGCAUACAGAGCCUUGAGUGUCGUCGCUGUGUUGUGGUGGGAAAUGGGCACCGAUUGCGGAACAGCUCACUGGGAAGUGUCAUCAACAAGUAUGAUGUGGUAAUCAGAUUGAACAAUGCUCCCGUGGCUGGUUACGAGGGAGACGUGGGAUCCAAGACCACCAUACGUCUCUUCUACCCUGAGUCGGCCCACUUCGACCCCAAAAUAGAAAACAACCCAGACACGCUCUUGGUCCUGGUAGCUUUCAAGGCAAUGGACUUCCACUGGAUUGAGACCAUCUUGAGUGAUAAGAAGCGGGUACGAAAAGGUUUCUGGAAACAGCCGCCCCUCAUCUGGGACGUCAACCCCAAACAGGUUCGGAUUCUCAACCCCUUCUUUAUGGAGAUUGCAGCAGACAAGCUCCUGAGUCUGCCUAUUCAGCAACAGGCACGGAAGGUCAAGCAGAAGCCAACUACAGGUCUGCUAGCCAUCACCUUGGCGCUACACCUCUGUGACUUAGUGCACAUCGCUGGCUUUGGCUACCCCGAUGCCUACAACAAGAAGCAGACUAUCCACUACUACGAACAGAUCACACUUAAGUCUAUGGCGGGUUCAGGGCACAAUGUCUCCCAAGAGGCCCUAGCCAUCAAGCGGAUGCUAGAGAUGGGAGCUGUCAAGAACCUCACGUACUUCUGACUUGGAUGAGAGCUGUAACACGUCAGUUCCCAGCUUUGCCAUCUGAAUGGCCCCUGUCUACGGCUUUGGGAUGCCUGGUGGCAGUGCAAGUCACUUGAACUCACCCUCAAUGGGGAGGGUGUUCUGGGACGGGCCAGGUCUCAGGAGAGGCUAUGUCUCCGAUUACUCUGUGGAAUCUAAGUCCAGACAGGGUGGACACACUGAGACCACAGGAGCCUGGCCGAGGGAGGGGGACUUGCUGCUGUGGCACCCCCUGUCUGCCAGCACAAAGAAGUUUGGUUUUCUGGGGUUCGUUUUUUUUUUGUUUGGGUUUUGUUUGUAUGUCUGUCCUUUUUGUUUAGUUUUUUGUUAUUGUUGGUUUUUUGUUUGUUUUG
This is a messenger RNA of Microtus ochrogaster (prairie vole), 1628 nucleotides long. RefSeq names its product ST3 beta-galactoside alpha-2,3-sialyltransferase 4 (gene St3gal4). The record is from RefSeq and is a predicted model, not a curated record. Lineage: Eukaryota; Metazoa; Chordata; Mammalia; Rodentia; Cricetidae. Gene Ontology annotation, molecular function: beta-D-galactosyl-(1->3)-N-acetyl-beta-D-galactosaminide alpha-2,3- sialyltransferase activity; beta-galactoside (CMP) alpha-2,3-sialyltransferase activity. Gene Ontology annotation, biological process: glycolipid biosynthetic process.